Molecule: messenger RNA, 3444 nt
Organism: Pleurotus ostreatus (oyster mushroom)
Lineage: Eukaryota; Fungi; Basidiomycota; Agaricomycetes; Agaricales; Pleurotaceae
Gene: PAN2
Product: poly(A)-specific ribonuclease
Exons: 17
Coding region: 1-3444 (1147 amino acids)
Biological process (GO): nuclear-transcribed mRNA poly(A) tail shortening; mRNA processing
Cellular component (GO): PAN complex; P-body
Molecular function (GO): protein binding; nucleic acid binding; poly(A)-specific ribonuclease activity
Source: RefSeq, a predicted model, not a curated record
AUGCCUUAUCGUCGCCUGGAGUCGCUGCAUCAACACCUUUACACACAGGCCAUCACAUCUCUCUCAUUUGACCCUGUUUCGGAUACACUUUGGACGGGCUCUAACCUUGGACAGAUUGUUGCCUACCAUGGACGACAUGGCUUGCAAGGUGUUUCCUUCCCGGUCGGUGGCACACCUGGAACGCCUGUGAAGAAAAUCGUAGCUGAAGACAGCUAUAUACGAGCGGCCAGCUUGUCGGGUGAAGGAGUAGGCACCUGGACAAAAGGUGGAAUGAAUAAGUGGUAUUUCAGGCAACCGAACAAUGUGAUGGAAUUCUCAAAUACAUCGAGUGCUUCGCCGCUGGUGGCUAUUUCCACGAGUGCUUCAGAGUUGGUGUUGCUAAAUUCGCUGACGGGGGACGUCGUUCGCAAUGUUCCUUGCGCGUCCAUCGCGAACCAUCUCCAUUUCUCUCAUUCUUGCCUAAUAUCGGGCUCAAUGGACGGAUUUCUGCGUACACACGAUCACCGAACAGGUCUACGCAGGGACGAGGGCGCGGAACACAUCGUCAAAGCACACCACGGCGGAAUCGAGGGACUCCAGUCUAUUGGGAACCUGGUGUUCACCAUUGGCUUGGGUAUGAGACAAUCCCGUCCCAUUCCCGACCCGUUAGUCAAAAUCUACGACCUACGCACGCUUCGAUCGCUCGCGCCCAUUGCUUUCCAGAAUGGCCCCGCCUUCAUCUCUGUGAUACCCAAUCGCUCAUCCACGAUCGCCAUAACCUCCAAGCAAGGCCUGGUCCACAUUGUCGAUGCGUCAAAUCCCCACGCAGGGAGCGCCAGUGAAUUCUUUCAGCUCGAUAUGGAUCUGUCGACUUAUGUUACUGCGGCUGCUGUAUCCCCUACCGGGGCCUAUAUGGCUUUCGGCGAUGCCACCGGCGCGAUUCACCUUCAGACGUCCUCGGAAGCGGAGGACCUCCCCUUCAACGGUUUUGAUGGUCAGCCGGUGGAAUGGGCAGAUCCUCCAGACGCACCCCCGGAUAUCCAAUGGACUGACUCGACCCCGCUCAACUCGAUAGGAAUGCCCUACUACAACACGCGCCUUUUCUCCGCCUGGACCCGCGGGUUGCAGACGACGCCGGUGUACUACCCGCCCCCACAGAAAAUCCCCCCUCAGAUCUUGCAUACAAUGAAGACUACUAACAACAUUGCGUAUGCGUCUUUGCCUAAGGAACUCAAGGGCAGGCGCAAUACGGUUGUUGUAGCUACCCAAGGUCAACAUGGACGUUUCCGGAGUGGGAAGAAGGGAAGUCAAUCGGACUCGGAGAGCCCCAUGUUCGACCCGUCGGGAGAUGAGAUACCUAGGAUGUACCGUCAUGUGGAAAUUGAGUAUAGCAAAUUCGGCGUGGAAGACUUUGACUUUGGAUUCUUCAAUAAGACCGAGUAUAGCGGCCUAGAGACUCACAUUCUGCACUCUUAUACAAACGCCCUUCUUCAAGCCAUGCAUUACAUAGAGCCAAUACGCCAGCUCGCCAAGUCGCAUAUCACGACCAAUUGUCAGAGAGAGCAUUGCUUGCUGUGUGAACUCGGCUUCGUCGUUCGUAUGUUAGAGGACGCGCACGGGACCAACUGCCAAGCGAGUAACUUCUGCAAGACCGUCGGCAUGCUCGCUCAAGGCGCAAACGCAAUCGAACUUAUCGAUUAUGGCCGCGAUUCCAAUGAGAUUGAUUAUGCGCACAAGAUACAGUCUUUUCAUAGAUUCCUCAUCGACCACCUAAGUUCGGAAGGGAACAACUUCCCUCACAAUCCUGUUCUAAUCAACGAUCCUUCAUUUAUCCCCAGUCCACUGUCCCCUGCGGCAGCGCCCAUCACUCAGCUCCUGGGGAUCGACGCGAAGAACGUGAUAACCUGCAUGAGCUGCAAGGCCGUUAGAUCAAAGGAGAACAUGAGCCAUAUCGUCGACAUGGUAUACCCGCGUAAGAACUUAUCGAACGAACCACCGCCGGCAGCCGAUUUCACGAACGUCAUCAGGAAUUCCCUGAUGCGACACAUGUCCCACAAGGCUACAUGUCAGACUUGUAAACACUUCGCGACAUUUUCUUCGUGGCGGUCUAUUGCUACGAAGGAUCUACCGGCGGUGCUUGCUAUCAACGCGUGUGUCAGCAAUGAAGAGAAUCUCAAGAUCUGGCUGGACUCUCGGAAUGGGACCUUCCUACAGCCACACAUUGACUUACACGGUCAGCUAGAAACCGAGGAAGAUCCACAAGCGACGAGGUACGAGCUGAGGGCGAUUGUUGCUCAAGUCAUACUAAAAGACAAGCACAACCAUCUAGUGGCCAUCGUCAAAGUUCCAGAGGCCGAGCGAAGGAAAGACCUUCCUAGUCCCUGGUUCUUGUUCAACGAUUUCCUGGUUAAGAAUAUCUCUGAGAACGAGGCAUUGAGCUUCCCGGAUAAAUGGAAGGUUCCCACUGUCAUAUAUCUCGAGCGAGUGGACGUGAGGGAUAAAUUCGACUACAGCGGCCUACCUAUGGAAAUUGAUACUUCUAUAUUGUGUCGGGAUACAUCCAUCUCCUUGAAUCGGGAUAAAAACUUGAUCAAACAUGAGUGCCUUCGGUUUGAGGAGUUGCCCCGGCCAGGGACACUGGUGGCCAUCGAUGCUGAGUUCGUGCAGAUGCAACUAGAAGAGACUGAGUUCAGGUCUGACGGAACGAAGAAGAUCUUGCGACCUGCUAGGCAUAGCCUGGCUCGAGUCUCUGUUCUUCGCGGAAGUGGACUCAAAGAGGGUGUCCCCUUCAUUGAUGAUCAUAUACACACCAGCGAGGCCAUUGUCGACUACUUGACCAAGCAUUCGGGUGUCAAAUACGGCGAUCUUGAUCCUCGAUAUUCACCGUAUACACUUACACCUCUCAAACUGGUGUACAAGAAGCUUCGGGUCCUUGUCGACCGUGGGUGCAUAUUCAUAGGUCACGGGCUGUCUUCAGACUUCCGUAUCAUCAAUAUCUUCGUCCCUCCUGAGCAAGUCAUCGAUACCGUGGAUUUAUACUUCCUGAGGACUCGACAGCGACGCCUGUCCCUUCGCUUCCUCUCUUGGUUUGUUCUGCAUGAAAAUAUCCAGCAAGAUGUGCAUGAUUCGAUAGAGGAUGCCCGGUCGGCACUCAAUCUAUACAAAGCUUACCAUGAAUUUGAGGGUCAAGGGACAUUCGACCAGAAGCUAGAGGAGUUGUACCGCGAAGGGCGACAAUAUGGCUGGAAACCACCCGAGUCUGCAUCGUCUCCUACACCGGCGCCAGCUACUGUUCCGUCUCCAAUACCGGACUUCACAUUCGCGAAUCCAACGAAUAUGCUGCAGACGGCACUGCUGCAGAGCAUGUACCCCGGUGGCGGCGGUAGUCGUUCCUCCACACCCAAUUCCCCAUUCUUUAGUCCACCAAAUCCUAUGUAUCCGCAUCCACAGCAUUGGCAAAAAUAA